Astrephomene gubernaculifera is the source of this 949-nucleotide messenger RNA. NCBI's taxonomy places the organism in Eukaryota, Viridiplantae, Chlorophyta, Chlorophyceae, Chlamydomonadales, Astrephomenaceae. The record is from the annotation of a GenBank genome assembly.
GUUAACUGCGUAGAGACAUAGUGCUUUCCGGGAUUUAGGCGGUCGGCUUAAGCCGCAGCCCUACGACUACCGCAAGCAUGCAAGCGCCGCGACUUCCCUACGGCACUUCUUACCAUAAAAGCAGUACCCUGCGGGCUUACACACAUCAUAAUGCUAUUAGAACCCACGGUUCAAUUACGCACUUGUUGCCUCCAGCUCCCGGACGCACCAGGUCCAACCGAUCCCGAACCGCAGCCUCCGAAACCCCCUCCGCAAUCACAUCCACCUCCACAACUCCAGCUUCCCAACUCCACGCCUUCUCCUCCUCCCCUCUCCGCAGCCCUUUCACCUCUCAACCUCCUCCUCCUUCUCCUCCUCUUCCUCCUUCACCCACCUCCUCGCCUUCGCCUGCACCCGGCCUGUGCGGUCUCCCAGGCGUUACCUCGCCCGCUCACCUGCACGCCUAUUGGCGGGAUGUCGUACGACCUCGCCUUGACGCCCUGCUCCGAGCUGCCUCCCUGGAGCCCCCCGGGCCCGCCCUCCUGGGCCUUAUCGACCGCUUGCUUGCGGAGCUCCGAAACACAGCGGUGCCGGCACGCCAUGCGGCGAGCUGCCAUGUGACGGCUGAGUGGCGGGAGGCGGCGGAGGAGGUUGCGGCGGCGUGCAGCAAGUACGAGACAUACAUUUUCCAGGCUGCGGAUGCGCAGCUGCUGUCCGCGCUGCAAGCCACCUCGCAGCGCCUGACUACACGGCUGCGUAAGCUCCAGGGGGGGCCUAGCGUGCACGGGUCCCCCAUGCCGAGCCCGGGGGAGGCACGCCUCGCGCAGGCGCAGCAUGCGGGGACUCCAGGAGGUGCCGUGAGGCAGGCGGAAGGUGAGGGAGAGCAGCAGCAGGAGCAGCAGCAGGAGCAGCAGCAGCGGGAGGAGGAGGAGGGGCGGCGGCAGGUGGCGGCUGCGGAGUUGGCUGCGGU